AUGGAAGAGGAAAGCCAAAAGCCACAUCGAGUAUCACGUAGAGACCAGAGUGGGUCCCACUGGAGUAACGGAGCCGUUGAUGAAUCGGCGCCGGGAGGCAAAUGCUCCGGGAAAAGGUGCCGGUCUUGGGCGGCUGCGGCGAUCGCCGACUGUGUUGCGCUCUGCUGCUGCCCAUGCGCCGUCUUUAACCUCCUCACGCUUGCCUUCGUCAAGGUCCCAUGGAUGAUUGGCCGGAAAUGUCUCGGUCGCGGUGGCCGGAGUAAGAAGCCGAGGAAAAAAAUCAAGCGGGAAGAACGGUAUCAUCACCAAUGGAGGUCGGAGACGGCGAAAGGCGGGAGUGGUGGAUGUUGCGGAGGAGGAGAUGGGGAGGUGGAUGACCAUAGGUUUGUGGUGGAGAGAGAUGGGAGCUUGACCAAGGAGGAGGAGAAAACGGCGUCGUUUAGGGGAGAGGAUGAGACGAGGAUAAGUGCGAGAGUAGAAGCAGAGAGAGUUUGGUUGGAGUUGUAUCAGAUUGGACAUCUUGGCUUUGGCAGAGUCUCUUUCACUGGGAUUCAUCAUCAUCAGUCAUAG
This is a messenger RNA of Microthlaspi erraticum, 570 nucleotides long. Lineage: Eukaryota; Viridiplantae; Streptophyta; Magnoliopsida; Brassicales; Brassicaceae. The record is from the annotation of a GenBank genome assembly.